UGUUGACUAAAUGCCACGUCGGUUCGAGAGUGAGCCGCGUCAGCUGGUCUGUAUCUUACCGACUGCGCAGAAUAAGCGGUAUUUUUAGCGGAUUGUAUCGCUACAGGAGUCGUGCUGUGACACAGCAGCAGCAGCAGCAGGAGGAAUGAGGAGCUUCAUCAGAGCACUGUUUCUGAUCGCUGUUGGGAUGGCGGUGUGUCAGCAGACGCUCGCUCACUCGCACCAUCAUCACGAACACUCUCACGGAGAUGGCGGCUGCCACGGACACUCACACGGAGGGGUCAAGAUGCAUCAUGGGGCCAGCAAAUGGAGCGCUGAAGCCAACCUGCCCCAUGCUGAAGACGAGCAUCACGGGCAUGUGCACGAUCACGAUCAUGGACAUUCACACAAACACGGAGCAGAGCGAAUGAAAAGCGAUGUGGAAGCAGGGAAGCGGAACAUGGUGGAGCUCUGGAUGCAGGCGGUUGGAGCGACUCUGCUCAUCAGCGCUGCUCCCUUCCUCAUCCUCUUCCUCAUCCCGGUGCAGUCAAACACGGACCAGCACCAGAACCUGCUCAAAGUGCUCCUGAGCUUCGCGUCCGGAGGUUUGCUCGGAGACGCGUUCCUGCAUCUCAUCCCUCAUGCGCUGGAGCCUCAUUCUCAUCACGGCCAGUCGCACGGAAGCGGCGAGUCACAUGGUCACUCACACGGUAGUGAGGAGUCACAUGGUCACUCACACGGUGCAGGUCAUGGUCACAUGAUGUCGGUGGGGCUGUGGGUGCUGGCUGGCAUCGUUGCGUUUCUGGUGGUCGAGAAAUUUGUUCGUCUUUUGAAGGGAGACCACUCUCAUUCUCAUGCUGCUCCAAAAGCAAAAGACAGCGAUGAAGAGGAUGAUGACAAGAAAGCAGAGAAGGAGAAGAACGCUGACUCUGAUAAGAAACCUGCGCAGAAACCCGCCGAGACGACUUCCGAUAUUAAAGUGUCGGGUUAUCUGAACCUGGCUGCUGAUUUCACCCACAAUUUCACGGACGGGCUUGCGAUCGGAGCGUCGUUCCUGGUCGGCCCGGCGGUCGGCGCCGUCACCACCAUCACCAUCCUCCUACACGAAGUGCCACACGAGAUCGGAGACUUCGCCAUUCUUGUCCAGUCGGGCUGCACCAAGAGGAAGGCCAUGUGUCUCCAGCUGCUGACGGCCCUCGGUGCGCUGGCUGGAACCGUCUGCUCUCUGCUGGCUGAAGGGGUGGGAGCCGUGGCCACCGCCUGGAUCCUGCCCUUCACCGCCGGAGGCUUCGUCUACAUCGCCACCGUCACCGUGCUGCCAGAGCUGCUGGUGGGCCGCUCCAGUCUCUGGCAGUCGCUGCUGGAGAUCCUGGCCCUGCUGUUUGGCGUGGGAAUGAUGGUGCUGAUCGCCGAGUACGAGUGAGCCGUGUCUGAGAGAAGAAGCUGUAAAACCAGGCCAAGAGACCAGUGCAGGGUCACCUGACCUCUAGAGACCAAGAGUGUGUUGAGAUGAAUGAUAGCAUUGACCACAGAAACAGAAAAACUGAAUGAAUGAGGGAGAGAGUGAAAGAAAUGAAGUGCUGAGCUGCACUCCAGACCAACAUGAAUGGAUCACUUAAUCAUUUUAGGCACAGGAACCUUCCCAGGGACCAGCAGCUAGAAAGUCCCCUGCGCUUCUGUGUACUGAUACAGACAGGAUCAGACUCUGAGAGAUUUGACCAUUACAUUCCCAAGAUGCAUCGUCUGUGUUUGCUGGAGCGGUCCGAUAAAUGCUCGUGUCUCAUCAGUACAGCUUUUCUAGAAAUAUCAGUUAUGUUACAUGAUUAAAUCGUUUGAUUUUGCUAUUCGCACAAUAAAGGUUAACGUGAUUUUUUUUUUAAGCAGCGUGUGCUUUCUCUUUGACAGGGAGAUUCUUUGAUUCCUCUGAUGAAAUAUUCAGCUGCAUAGCUGUUACUCAGUGACACACUCUCUCACACAC
Molecule: messenger RNA, 1957 nt
Organism: Sinocyclocheilus rhinocerous
Lineage: Eukaryota; Metazoa; Chordata; Actinopteri; Cypriniformes; Cyprinidae
Product: zinc transporter Slc39a7-like
Exons: 8
Coding region: 146-1402 (418 amino acids)
Biological process (GO): zinc ion transmembrane transport; intracellular zinc ion homeostasis
Cellular component (GO): membrane
Molecular function (GO): zinc ion transmembrane transporter activity
Source: RefSeq, a predicted model, not a curated record